Aphidius gifuensis is the source of this 1077-nucleotide messenger RNA. RefSeq names its product FNIP repeat-containing protein DDB_G0290617-like. The transcript is spliced from 3 exons. Bases 137 to 739 code for a protein of 200 amino acids. The record is from RefSeq and is a predicted model, not a curated record. Lineage: Eukaryota; Metazoa; Arthropoda; Insecta; Hymenoptera; Braconidae.
CGAGACAUGAAUAUAUGCAACAACUCUAGAAUCAUUUGGCUAUACCUGUUUGUCCAAUAGCACUGUCAAUUUCCUACAUUAAACAACAACAACAGCAACAACAACAACAACAUCAUCAUCAUUAUCAGCAACAAUAAUGGCUAAAAUAAUACAACUGGUUCCAGUUUUGACAAUGUUAAUUGUUCUAUCAGGCGUUGAAUGCUCAUCACCAGUAUCAGCACAUGACAAUGCUGUUAUUCAAUUGGCAAAAUCAAUAAAAAGUAUUGAGCUAUUAUUACGAGAAUCAAAUAGUCAUUUAAAAAAAAUGGCAUCACGUGUGAGUGAAGGAGCAGAUAGAAGUGGAAUGGAUCAAACAAUAUUAAGAACAGCUAGACCAGUUGCAUCAGGUGCUAGAUCAGCCUCAGGUUAUAGAACUGUAUAUAGAUCAAAAUUAGAAAGAAUUGAUGAUUCACAAGCAAAAUUAGCUGAUGAUACAAAAUCAACAGCAUCAUCAAGAGUUAAACGACCAGCAUCAAAUGAUAAUGAUUCAAGUAAAACAAUUGAUCAAAUAAAACAAGAACGAGGUCACAAAGGUGAUGAUGUACUUGCAGCAAUAAAUACAAUGAUCAAAAGAAGAUAUAAUGAUAAUAAUAUCAAUACAAAUACUAAUAUAAAUACUAAUGAAGAGCGAAGAGAUGAUAAUACAACAGAAAAUAAUGACAAUAAUGACAGUAAUGGUAAACGUGAUAGAAAAUAUUGAAAAAAAAAAAACAAAAUUAACGGCAAAGUAUAUGUUUCAUUGAAGUAGAUUUAAUAAAUAAAUAAUUAAUGAGAAAAUCGAUUGAAUAAUUAUUUUGUUUUGUUAUAAUUAUCAACACCUAUUGUAAAUUAAUUGAUAAUCGACAAGCCUAACUUUUAUCAAUUAUUUAUAUUCAAACUAUUGUAUUAUAUCAAUAUGAAUAAUUUUCAUUAUAAAAAAAAAAACGUAUAUAUAAUAGUUGAAAAUUAUGUUUGUUAAUUUUAGUUGGAUUUAAUUUUUUAAUAAUGUUUAAAGUAAAUGUGCUUAUUCUAUUUGUUACUGCACUAUUUUGUGCAUUG